This is a messenger RNA of Anoplopoma fimbria (sablefish), 5051 nucleotides long. RefSeq names its product amine oxidase copper containing 2 (gene aoc2). Bases 11 to 2284 code for a protein of 757 amino acids. Gene Ontology annotation, molecular function: primary methylamine oxidase activity; quinone binding; copper ion binding. The record is from RefSeq and is a predicted model, not a curated record. Gene Ontology annotation, cellular component: plasma membrane. NCBI's taxonomy places the organism in Eukaryota, Metazoa, Chordata, Actinopteri, Perciformes, Anoplopomatidae. The transcript has 6 exons. Gene Ontology annotation, biological process: amine metabolic process.
CCCGCGCGUAAUGGUAGAGAGAAGGAUGAACUCUCUGGCCAAAUGGGCGCUCGUCGUCUUCGUCCUCGUCUCCAUCGUCCUCAACAUCGUCCUCAUCAGCAUCCACUCCAGCAGGGCGCCCAAAUGCUCAGCCCGGCGCCUCCACCCUCUGAGGGGCAAACACGACGAGCGCAGCCUGGCGUUCGCCGACCUCUCCCGGGAGGAGUACCUGCAGGUCCAGCAGUACCUGCUCAAACAGAAAGAACUGGACAUAUCCACCAACCAGAUCACCCAGCCGUCGGAUAAUUUCUUGUUCUUAAUGGAGCUGUCCCUGCCCAAGAAGGCGGACGCGUUGGCUUACUUGGAUGGGAACGGAAAGAACCCGAUCAGAGAGGCGACGGCGGUGGUCUUCCACGGCAAACUCGGCUGCAUCAGGGAGUACGUCGUGGGGCCCCUUCCCAACCCAAAAUACCACAAGGAUGUCACCAUGGAGAGGUACAAGACGGAUCUCCCCAUCACUGCGCGCACGGUCACCAUCGGGGAAUACGCCUUGCUUUUCAAGCUUCUGGAGGAGGUGUACUCGAAGCUGGAGAAGCUGAUGAAAGAGAGCUUCCACGUGGGUCUGGACAAGAACCUGAACGCGUUCGAGCAGAUGCCCCGCGGACUCCGAUCUGGGGAAAGAAAGACCUGGAUCUCUUUGUUCAGGGACGUUCAAGGCAUGUACAUCCACCCGGUGGGCUUCGAGGUGCAGGUGAACCACCGGAGCCUGAACGCGUCCGACUGGAGAGUGGAGCGGCUGCUUUAUAACGGCCAAUACUUCAACACCGUGGAGGAACUUCGACAGAAAUACGACGAGGGGUCUGUUAAGAAAAUAGUUUACAAGGAGUCGCCGGACUACGGGUCGCUGAAACCGAGGAAGAAGCCUCUGCAGAUCGGCCCGCAGCUGUUUUACGCAGAGGGGAAGCGCUACAGCAUCAGCAACAACCACGUCCUGUACCUGGACUGGAGCUUCGCCUUCGGGCUCAGCUCUCUCACGGGCAUGCGGGUGUUCGACGUGCGUUUCAAAGGCGAGAGGAUCAUCUACGAGCUGAGCGUGCAGGAGGCCAUGUCGGUGUACGGCUCGGUGACUCCCGGGAUGAUCCUGACCAAGUUUCUGGACUCGAGCAUCGGGAUAGGUCGCUUUGCGCACGAACUGGUCCGCGGCGUGGAUUGCCCCUACGAGGCCGCCUACGUGGACACGUACCGCUACAUCGACGUCCCGGCCCCGGUCAGGUUCAGGAACUCGAUCUGCGUGUUUGAGCACAACAUGGGUCAGCCCCUGCGGAGGCACUUUUCGGACUUUUUCCACAACAGCUACGGGGGGAUGGUGAACAGCGCCCUGGUUUUCAGGACGAUUACGGCCAUUGGGAACUAUGACUACAUGUGGGAUUUCAUCUUCUACCAGAGUGGAUCCGUGGAGGCCAAGGUGCACGCUACCGGCUACAUCUCCUCUUCCUACCUGGUGGACGGCAGCCUGAGAUACGGGCACCAGGUGGCGGAGAACGUGCUGGGGAACAUCCACACCCACUUUAUCAACUUCAAGGUGGACCUGGAUGUGCUGGGUGUGAAGAAUUAUUUCCAGACGAAAGACAUGGAAUAUGUCAAUGUGUCGCUGCCAUGGAAGCCCGAUCACUACGCUAUGGUCCCUCAGCUGGUGGAGAAGCAACUCACAACAGAACAGGAGGCAGCUCUGCGCUAUGACACCAAGACUCCUCGCUACCUCCACAUCGCCAGCAACAAGACCAACUGCUGGGGCCACCAGCGCUCCUACAGGCUGCAGGUGUUCAGCUUCACCGGGGACCACCUCCCAGAAAGCGAGCCCGAGGAGAGGGCCAUGUCCUGGGCCAGGUAUAAGGUUGCCAUUACCAAGCAUAAGGACUUAGAGCAGACCAGCAGCAGCCUGUACAGUCAAAACAACAUCUGGUCUCCAGCCGUGGACUUCAGCAAGUACAUUAAAGACAACGAAAGCAUCGAGGAUGAGGACCUGGUUGCCUGGGUGACCACUGGCUUCCUCCACAUCCCUCACUCCGAGGACAUCCCAAACACGGUAACUGUGGGAAACGGGGGCGGGGUCCUGCUGCGACCCCACAACUACUUUGACGAGGACCCGUCCAUCCACUCUGCUGAUGGGGUGUACAUUGCCCCGGGCAGCGAGGACAACUGUGACAGCAAUAGGAUGGCCUGCCUUGCUCAAGAGACCUGCAGCCCCGUCCUUGAACCCUUCACCUACCACGGCUAUGAAGGAGUCAUGAAGUUUGAGGAUUGAGUCUGAUUUUGUUGUGCACUGCUAGGUGUUAGCCCUUAUCAACUCAGAGAUGUGCUUGGGUUUAUUUGUUGAUCCAUCAGGAAGCUUGUGUCAAUGCUAAAAUGUUUAUAGAGGCUAUUUAGGACAGCACAUUAUUACUGCUACAUGUAUGAGAUGGUCAAGAAAUAGAGUGAAGGAAUUUUGCAACAUUUUGUAAUAUGUGCUUACUUGCUGAGGUUCUCAAAGUGCAUUGAGAAGAUCAAUACCACUAUCAUAAUUGUGCGUUAAAUACAGAGCUGGAGUUAGGACUUGGUUAGCCUAGCUAAGCAUAAAUUAUUGAAGCAGGGGGAAGCAGCUAGCAUUGUGCUUCUUGGAGGAGUUACAUACCAGAAAUAUUUCUUAAACAGCCAGGCAAAGCUUUCCAGAGUUUGUUUUUACUCUGAGCUUGCCAAGUUACCACAAAGACCAUAUCUGGCAGCCAACACUAGAUGAUUAAACUUUUUUUUUCAUGAAAACAGUGUGACUCCAAUAAAACCACAAAUUGUAAUUUUGGCAUUUCUGUUUAUUUACCUGUUAAAGAAACAAGUUACACUAUCUUAAUCAGACAGCUUUAUAGGUGCUGGAAAUGUUAUUCUUUACUUUGUAUGGAGCCAGGUAGGCAAGCCCUAUUUCCAGCUUUUAUGCUAAGCUAGGCUAAUCACUUCCUGAUUGCAGCUCCAUGCUUAACCAAAAGAGACUGGUAUCAAUCUUUUCUACUUUUGAUAAGAAAAGAAAUGCGUUUUCCAAAAUGCUGAACUCUUCUUUUAAAAUAGACCUGUUAUUAGCCUAUAUGACCACAACAAGCUAUAGUGAAGAAAAUAACUUCAUCACUCAGAAUAGUCCUCCAAAAAACAUAGUUAUAUUUGAGAAAUUCAGCAUUACGUUCAAUCACUAUGUUUGAGUAGUGCAGUAAAUAAUCUUUACUAUCAGCAGUCUAGGACCAUAGUGAUAAGAAGUGUCAUACUACCUUGACCGAUGAUAUUUCUUUACCUUUACAAAUUACCUUUAAUUUACCUGCGAUUAGGUCACUAUCGCUUUUCAACUUGGAACACUGAAAAGUCACCCUCAUUCAUAAGGCUUCUAUUAUUACAUGUUUUUCUAAUUGUCAGCAAAUUCCAUUAGAAGUACGACCCUCGAUAUGUUCUCCAUAUCCUCAACCCCAAGCCCAUCGGUUCCUACUCUAAACACAAAACUUCUGAAACAAUAAAGGGUCAGACGUUUCCUAAAACAGCUGGUCAAUGCAGUUUCUAACUUUACUCAAAUAAGAGAUACUGUUGCAUUUGUUUUCACUUGGGUACUACUUUUUGUGGCAGAUUAAUUCACAUUGUAGUAAUCUAAUAUUAGUUAGAGUAUUUUUGGCAGCAGCACAGUGUAUGUGUGAUUAAUUCAACACAAACUUCAGUGUGUGUUCAGGGUAUUGAAGGAACUUGUCACACAGUGUGACUCAUUGGUGUUAUUUUAAUAAAUUGAGCUCUGUGGCCACAGAUGAAGAAGAUAUAUAAGACUUGGUAUACAGAAACACAACUUUUUUUCAGUAAGACCAGUUCAUUGUUUGUUUUGAUCUGGAUCUUGGAUUUGUCGACAAAAAUAAAUUAUAAAAUAUCACCAGACUUACCCUUUAACUGAACAAAAUAUAUCCCAUCAAUGCUGUAAAGUGUUAAGCUAAUCACAUGCAGCAACUGUUCAAUACGUGGUAAAUAUAAUUCAAGAUAUAAUUCUGUAAACAAAAUAAGGAUUAGAUUAUUGACCUCUAGGGAUGGUAAUAUCAGUCAGUCAAUCUACCUCUUUGGUCCAGGCUUAAUAUCUGAACAUUUUAGACGGAUUGAUGCAACAUUUUGUACAGGCAUUUAGGGUUCUCAGAGGAUGUGUCAUAAUCAUUUUAAUGAUCCUCUGACUUUUCAUCUAGUGUCAUCAUCAGAUCAAAAUUGUAUUUUGUCAUAUACUUUUUUAAGGUGGCGCUAUGGGGUUGGCAAUGUCAGUGUGUCUGGCGUCGCCAAGACGUUUUGGUUCAUAGAUUGUUGUCCCCAAAGGACGUUUUUUGAUCCCCUGACUUUUCCUCUUUGGUUUAUGACCAAAUAUCUGCAUGACUAAUGGCAUAUCUAUCAGCUGUACCUUAUGUUAAGUGCUAAUUAGCAAAUGUCUUCAUACUAAUUAGCUUAACUAAGAUGGUGAAAAUAGUAAACAUUAUACCUGCUUAGUAUUAGCAUUGUCAAUGUGAGCUUGUUUGCAUACUGAUCCACUGUGCAGCUUCAAGGAGCUACUAGCAUUCCUGUAGACUCUUAGUUUUGCUGUGCCUUUUAUUGUAUUAUCAUCAAAGUUAGCAAUCCAUACUGAUUUUGUCUGCUUUCUUAUUUUCUUCUUUUUACUUUAGUCAUUGCAUCAGUUAAAUUGAAGAGGUGAAUUUAUCAUUAGGGGAAAAAAACAGGUUAACAGGUAUAUGUGUUUGGUCAAUAUGUACCCAAAUGGCGACGCAAUUCUUUGUUCUUUUAAUCUGUGUUUCUUACUUAUGAACCACUGUGAUAUAAACUGUGACAUAAACAUUGUAAACUGACACUGUACAGCAGUGGUGGCUGGAGACUCCAAAAAUUGGGGAGGGCAGGAGGGAAACAAACUAUGUCAUGUAGUAUUAAAGUAUUAAAGCAUUAUCCAGUUUCUUAAAAUGUAAUUACACUGAUAAUCAUUGGAUUUAUUAUAAAGUGUUACCGAAAAUCCAGAGAAACAAUUUAUGGACUUUAGCACUUUGCUACAA